AUGAGCACUAUUCAGACUAUCGCUGAGAACUACCAAUCCUUCAAUCCCAGAGCAUACCUGCAGAAUAAUUACAUACCACCAAGGGCAGACUUCGACAACCCAGGCAGCGUGGUGCCGUGGAAGCUGAGAUGCCUGGCCGACGCGUGUGCCUCAGGUACGUCAAUUUUUAAUCUACUCCGGUCACCUAAUUCUUGACAGCCUCUCCGGGAUGCACCGGAUCAAAUUCAAGAUAAAAAUGGUCAAUGCGCUAAACACUGAAUUGAAAACCAAAUUGCACAAUUUUAGACCAAAAGAGACGAGUUGGAAAAAAUCUGCAAUUCAACAGGUUGGUUUUUUUUUUUGUUUGUUUUUUUUUUUUUAAUUUUUACUAAAGCAGGGGUAGGCAACGCUCGGCACCCCACUUGUUGUGGACUACAUCUCCCCUGAUGCUUUGCUAGCCUUUAAGGUGAUGUAGUCCACAAUAUCCGGAGUGCCAAAGCUUGCCUACUGCUGCAUUGCAAUUUGGUGUAUAGUGGAUACCCUCUCUCCUAAACUACGGUUGUCCUAUAAAAUUUUACAUAGCAAAAAUACGCAGGGGUGUGCCUUUAAUUAGAUUUACUCACAGUAAACAUUUUAAACGUGUGUGCGUCCCUGUGCUGGAAGAUCUGUUGUAAUACAGGGUGUAGUAUACGAAGCUAUAGAUCUGUAAUUUUAAAUCUAUUCUGUGUGUAAUUAUUUUGACAUUCCAAUUGUUUUGUGGUUUGUGUGGGUGUUUUUUACGUUUUUUAGUACAGAAAUCAAUAUGCAAAUAGGGGUUAUUAACUAUAUGCUUUUUAUCAGUUUAGGUUUUUUUUGCGUGUCUGUUUUUACUUGCUAGCUAAAUCAUUGUUAAGUGGAUAGAGCACAUUAGGAAAAAAAAGUAGAUUUUUAAAUCAAGUUUUUAUAUGAGAAUGGGAGCUCUUAACUGCUUUCACAAAAGAGCGAUUAUGUGGGAACUGUAUAAAAUUCAUACAUUGCAGUUAGGUCGAAGAUAAAAAUGAAUUUUGGGCAGGAUAGAGCUGGGUAGCUCAAGCAGAUAUUUGCCAGAUGUACCACAUUUAAUUGGCUGGUAUGGCCACUAGUUGGUUUGAAGUGGGAAAAUCAGAGUUUAACAAAAGUGGAAUGCGGCAAGGGGGGGGGGGGAUGCAGUGUAGGAUCAUGGGUAUCUGAUGGACGCUGUUGUCAAACUGUUCCAAACUGGUUUGACUCUUCAACGGAGGAAGACGCAAAGGGACUCCAGGCACCAUAACCACUACCGCACACUGUAGUUUUUAUGGUGCUUAGAUUGUCCCUUUUUUUUUAAGGAUGUGUACUGUCAUAUAAUGAAAAAUAAAACCAUACACAAUUAAAUUCAUAAUUUUUGCAAGUUAAAUCUGAAUGGAAAAACUGAGGCAACAAAAAUGCUGAUCUGAGAAAAUUCUCAAACUCUACCAUAGUCACAACUUGGCUAUUUUGCAUCAGUUUUACCUUCUAUAUCUUUUGGGGCAAACUGUUUUCUGGCACUGCAGGUCCCCACCCCAGGUGAUUGUGAUCAAACUUAUACUACAGAUUUACAGCCAAGAACCGCAAAUUUGGCUGUUAAAGGACCACUAUAGGCACCCAGACCUGUUUGUGUUUGUGUGUUUUUUUUUGUUUUUUUUAAUUUUUUUAUUCCAGAGAAUUUGGAGUUUAGCGAAUAACCCUUUGAGAGCUUCCUACUCAGGGCAGUAACUGACAUGACUUUUUUGACAGUCUGAAUUCUAACUUAAUCCUCAAUCUCAUAGAGCUGAGAAAUCCAAGAUGGCUGCCCCUGGGGCCAUUAUUAGAGGCCAAUAAUAAUUUUUGCUCCACUUUGAUACAGUUAUGUGAUGUUCUGUUAUCCAGAAAUAUCAAAUAAGCUCUAAGAGAUGUAACUGGUCACCAAUGCUAUCUUGGUCUAAAAUGUAAAAUCCACUUUGAAUUCUUAUUUUGGUAAAUAGCUCUGCACAUAUCUGUUGAAAACAGCUAAGGUCUAAUCUACUUUAAAAUUUGAUAUCAACCCAUCUCUGUGCGUCUUUGCCUGCAGGUGAGAUUGGAGGGCAGCUUAUGGUAGACAUUGGCACAGGGCCCACGGUGUACCAGCUACUUAGCGCGUUUGAGCUGUUUAAAGAAGUGGUUCUGACUGAUUAUUUGGAAGUGAAUCGGGACGAGAUUAGGAAGUGGCUACGCGGUGAGACGGGAACGUUUGAUUGGGGCCCUUACAUCAAGCAUGUCUGCAACAUAGAAGGAAAGGGGUAAGUUGAUCCAUUGGUGGUAGAUUAGCUCUGAGUGCCAAAUCAGUGUAAUUGCCUGGGAGUAAAUGGAAUAAUUAUUUUAGUACAAACUGGCACCGGGAAAGUAAAACUGUUGCUUCUUACUUUUACAAAAUAACAAGCAAAUUUCUUAGUUUUAAGGCAAGAUAGUGGUACAUGCAUCUCCGAUCUACAAUGUAUUGGGUUGCCAGAUUCUUGACCUUGAACUGUUGUAUGUGGUGAUGGGAAGCAGCCAAAAAGUGUUUUCCUAUCAUGUUAAAGGGAAGGAGAAAAAUUAAGUAAUCAAAGAGAAAUAUCAAAGCAACUAAUUAAUAAAAGCUGCAGCAUGUAAAUGCCCCAGACUCUCCACCUCUUCCUGGACACAUAUCUCUAUAUGUAAAAAAAAAAUGCCCAGUGGCAUACUAAGGGGAGGUAGUCUAGAAGGUAUCAGUGGAAGGGCCCCUGUGACUGAGGGCCACCACAAACUAGUGCACCCCUCUGUACAGUUACCGGUUGCAAGUAGGAACAGAAUGCAGGUCAGAGCCUGGUAAAUGUUGUCUGAGCAGACAGGGGAAGGAUAAUGAAUUAAUGUCAUAUUCAGCCUCUCUAUUCGCUCACAUAGCAUGCAGCACACCUGGAUGUUUAAUAAGUAACCCUGCUAAGGUGCAUACAUGGCCUCUGAUGCCAUUCAACCACAUUACAAGAAUCCACAUAGAUGAAAAGGGGUUGGAAAGACACAAAAGCGGAUCAGGACGUGGAGAGAGACUCAAAUGGAUCAUUUCCUUUACAGACUUAAAGACCCACGUAGGGGAAGUGGUGAGAGAGGUACUUGUAGAAGGGAGACACAAGUUGGGAGGUAUGCAGGUGAGAUCCGUACAGGAAUGGUGGGGAUAGGGCUGGUGCCACUAACUGCCCCCAAUUAA
Pelobates cultripes (western spadefoot toad) is the source of this 3190-nucleotide messenger RNA. The record is from the annotation of a GenBank genome assembly. Lineage: Eukaryota; Metazoa; Chordata; Amphibia; Anura; Pelobatidae.